AUGUAAACACACAAACGAUGGGUAGAUCUAACCAGCCGUCACAGACUUUCCACUGGAAUCAUAUAAUCUUAAUACAGUUGUCUUUUCUACUUAUUCAGGUUUGGUGCAGGACAGACAUUGGAAAGACACAUUCUUCCAAGGCGCUGGUUAUAGUAAAUUUGGAGAAAUACGAAGAUAAAGCCAAUACCAAAUGUGACAGUGGUGGGAUUUUUUCGGACUCGAGAUGUGAUGUCUAUAUGCAGCUUUGCACAACGUCCAAUAAAUGCACAAGGAAGGAAUCUAGCAGUAGGAUUGACGAUACCACUGGUUUCCUAUUCAAGGAUCAACCAAAGACACAGCAGUAUAACCCGUCCUAUUGGUACUUCGACAGAUGGAACGGGACUUUCUUUCUCUCCAUGGACCUCGUGGAUUACGAUUCUAUAGGAAAUGACGACACAUUUGGAAACGUACGCUACAACCUCCAAGGCAAUGUAGGAACGAGUAAAACUGUCACUGAGCAUGCAAAGGGCAACAGUAAUUUAAGGUUAACAUUUGAAAUAGCUGUAAAGUGUUUACCUCGUUAUUAUGGCCCCACCUGUACUACGUUCUGUGAGGAAAACUCUCGCACAACAUGCAGUGUUAACGGGACAAAAGUCUGCCAGCAGGGAUUCACAGGAUUGGACUGUGAUAUUGACAUAGACGACUGUAAACCUGGUGUAUGUAAACAUGGAAAUUGUACGGAUCUCGUCAAUACUUAUCAAUGUACAUGUACCGCCGGCUACACAGGACAGCAUUGUACUACAAGCGUAUACUGUAACCCUAAUCCAUGUCACCAUGGCAACUGCACAGGCGGAGUAAAUGGUUACAGCUGCAGUUGUGAUCGGGAAUUUACAGGAGCGAAAUGUGAUGCAAAAAUAAUCCACUGUAUACCUAGCCCCUGUCACCAUGGUAACUGUACGGACAGAAUCAAUGGAUACAGUUGUAGCUGUGAAGUAGGGUUUACUGGCACGAACUGUGAAACCGAUAUAAAUGACUGUAUCCCUAACCCCUGUGUCAAUGGUAACUGCACUGACGGUAUCAAUAAAUACAGUUGUAGCUGUGCUUCCGGAUUUACAGACAUGCAAUGUGAAACCAAUAUAAACGACUGUAUCCCUAACCCCUGUGACCAUGGUCACUGCACUGAUGGUAUCAAUACAUACAGUUGUAGUUGUGAUCUUGGUUUUACAGGCAUGAAUUGUGAUACUAUUAUUAAAAAUUGUAUACCUCAAUCAUGCAACCAUGGUUACUGCACUGAAGAAGAAAAUGGAUUUAGUUGUUUUUGCGAAGAAGGUUUUACUGGAAAGCAAUGUGAUACUCCUAUGGAUCACUGCCAGCCAAAUCCAUGUAAAAACGGAAAUUGUACAGCAAAUGGAAGGAAGCCAAAAUGUGAAUGUAUUCCUGGAUAUAGUGGGGACUUUUGUGAAAUAAAGAUCGAAUAUUGUUAUUUAGACGCUUGUAUUCAUGGGUAUUGCAUAGAUGUUGUGAAUGGUUAUCGUUGCGAAUGCAGCCCUGGUUAUUCCGGAGAAAGCUGUGAUGAAGAUAUAGACGAAUGUAAGGAGGGAGUUUGUGAAAAUGGAAACUGUACGGAUAAAGUGAAUGGCUUUGUUUGUCACUGUAACGAAGGAUUUACCGGGCAAUAUUGUGAUGUCAAUGUAAACGACUGUAUCCCUAACCCCUGUGACCAUGGCAACUGUACUGACAGAAUCCAUGGCUACAAUUGUAGUUGUGAUUCAGGAUUUACAGGCACGAAAUGUGAUACAAAUAUCAAUGACUGUAUCCCUAACCCCUGUGACCAUGGUAACUGCACUGACAGAAUCAAUGGCUACAUUUGUAGUUGUGAUUCGGGAUUUACAGGCGUGAAAUGUGACAAAAAUAUAAACGACUGUGUCCCAAACCCUUGUGACAAUGGUAAUUGCAUUGACGGUAUUAAUAAAUAUAGUUGUAAUUGCAAUACAGGUUUUACAGGCAUUAAAUGUGACAUCAAUAUUAACGAUUGUAUCCCUAACCCCUGUGACCAUGGUAACUGCACUGACAGAAUCAAUGGAUACAAUUGUAGUUGUGAUUCAGGAUUUACAGGCACGAAAUGUGAUACAAAUAUCAAUGACUGUAUCCCUAACCCCUGCAUCCAUGGUGACUGCACUGACAGUAUCAAUGGAUACAGUUGUACUUGUGAUUCAGGAUUUACAGACCAGAAAUGUGAUUCCAAAAUAAACCAUUGUAUCCCUAACCCCUGUCACUAUGGUAACUGUUCUGACAUAAUCGAUGGAUAUAGUUGUAGCUGUGAAGAAGGGUUUACAGGCACAAAAUGUGACAACAUAAUAGACGACUGUAUACCUAAUCCCUGUAUCCAUGGAUCCUGUACAGAGUUGAUAGAUGGGUUUCUUUGUUUUUGUGAAGCAGGGUUUACAGGUAAACUUUGUGAAACCUUUGUAGAUCAUUGUCACCCUAAAAAUCCUUGUAAAAAUGGAAAUUGUACAAAUCAUGGAAAUAAGCAAAAAUGUGAAUGUUUAUCUGGAUUUCGUGGAGAGUUUUGUGAAAUAAAUAUCGAUGACUGUUAUCUUGAAGCUUGUUAUCACGGAAAUUGCAUAGAUCUCGUGAAUGGUUAUCGUUGCGAAUGCAGCCCUGGUUAUUCCGGAGGAAGCUGUGAUGAAGAUAUCAAUGAAUGUGAGGAGGUAUUUUGUGAAAAUGGAAACUGUACGGAUAAAGUGAAUGCCUUUGUUUGUCACUGUAACGAAGGAUUUACCGGGAAAUAUUGUGACACCAAUAUAAACGACUGUAUCCCUAACCAGUGUGACCAUGGUAACUGUACUGACGGUAUACAUGGAUACAACUGUAGCUGUGAAGCAGGAUUUACAGGCACAAACUGUGAUAUAUACAUAAACGACUGUAUCCCUAACCCAUGCGACCAUGGCAACUGUACUGACGGCAUCAAUGGGUUUAAUUGUGAAUGCGAGGAAGAUUUUACAGGCAAACAGUGUGAAACUUUUAUAGAUUAUUGCAUUCCAAGUCCGUGUAAAAAUGGAAAUUGUACUAGAAAUGGGACUAAACCAAAAUGUGAAUGUGUUCUUGGAUUUACUGGAGAAUUCUGUGAGAUAAAUAUAGAAAACUGCUAUUUUGGUGCUUGUAUGAAUGGAUAUUGCAAAGAUCUUGUAAAUGAUUAUCGCUGUGAUUGCGACCCUGGUUAUACCGGAAGAACAUGUGAUACUGAUAUUAACGAAUGUGCAUCAAAUCCGUGUCACCAUGGAAUCUGUACUGACGGCAUCAAUCAGUUCAGCUGUUCGUGCAAGAUAGGCUUUACCGGAAGGCAAUGUGAAACCAUUGUAAAUGGGUGUAGUCCUAACCCUUGCUAUAAUGGCAAUUGUACGCAGGAGCCAGACGACUUAAGGUGCAAUUGUAAUGCUGGAUUCACAGGCACGCAGUGUGAUACAAGAAUAGAUGGUUGUAGUGCAGAACCCUGCAAAAACGGGACCUGUACUGACAAUGUUGGUGAAUUUUCCUGUACUUGCGACCCUGGAUUUACGGGGCAAUUCUGUGAUCAGAAUGUCGAUGACUGUUUAUCAAUUGAUUGUCAUAAUGGUGAUUGUAUAGAUCUCGUAAAUGGUUAUCAAUGUAAUUGUAACCCAGGGUACACUGGAAAGAAUUGCUCACUAGAUAUAAACGAAUGUGAGUCUGGGCUAUGUGAUAAAGGAAACUGUACGGAUAAGGUAAAUGGAUUUGUUUGUAACUGUAUAGAAGGAUUUACUGGACAAUUUUGUGAGUUUAAUAUAAACGACUGUUAUCUUGCUGCUUGUGUUAAGGGUUUAUGUAGAGAUCUUAUUAAUGAUUACCGUUGUGACUGCGACCCUGGAUAUACUGGGAAAAGAUGCGACAAUGAUAUCAACGAAUGCGCGUCAAACCCUUGUCAACAUGGAAACUGUACCGAUGGCAUCAAUAUGUUCACCUGUGUUUGUGAUUUUGGAUACACAGGGACAAUAUGUGAAAUUGCGAUCAAAGAGUGCGAUUCAAAUCCUUGUCACCACGGCAAUUGUGUUGAUCAUGUCAAUGGCUAUAGUUGCAUAUGCGAUUCUGGAUAUGCAGGAAUACAUUGUGACAGUGCCAAGUUCUUACCAACUCCCACUUCUAGCAGCGGUAAGCCGAUAUUGACCUCAUACUCGACGGGAGAGCCAUACACGGUUCACAUGUCACAUAGUCUACUUACGAGUUUUCAAACAGGAAGUCCUAUAACUGUUUCACAGCCUUUGUCCACUAACCGUCUGCCAGACGUAUUCAAGAGUACAACAGUCAUCGUACAGAUAGCAACGGCGUCGGGAUAUGUUUCUACGGAAACAGCAGAUACACUGAUGAGUGUGUUCCCAACUCGAACUGAAGCGGUGAUCAUGACUACAACAAGCGGGUCCCGAAGUCACGUCACACAGUCGUCCAAUGAGCAUACAUCAAUCACUUCGGUCAGUGUCCAGUUGCUAGGUGAUGUAUCGGAUGACAAGGUUAAAGUGGAGGAUCGUCUGCAAAAUCUUUUGGAAUUGUCACAGGUCACCUCAUUGACAGUCGAGGUGUCUACAGAAAUCAAGGAGAAUAAUGGACAAGCCGUUACCAACAUGACAAUUACAGUGACAUCGAAGAGUCCUCCGGUAUCCCAAGCAACCCUGGAUAUAGCCUUCCACAAGGCCUUGUCUUCAUUACAUAUACAGAAAUAUCACAAGACUUGGAACAAGAACGCUGCUUCUUCUCCUACCAAAUCCUUGGUUGGUAGCCAUGUCGCUGUAGUGACCGCGAUAGUUGCGGUAGCUGUUGUUCUCCUUAGCAUCAUUUCAGUUGUAAUUGGGAUAAAGAGAAGGCAAAAACUUGGAAAACGUAAGACCCCGUAUUUAGAUGAAGUUUUAUCAGAAUCUGACGGUGUGCACCUGGAGCCGAUCAAUGAAGAUGAUCAGGCAGUGUUUGAUAACCCCGGCUAUAGUAAGGAAAGAAGUGCUAGUGAACAUCUGUAGUAUCAGUAUUGUAUUAGUAAGGGAAGAAGUGCUAAUGAACAUGUAUAGUUAUAGUAGUAGUAAGGAACAUUUGCUAGUGACCAUCUAUAGCUGUAAGGAAAUUAAGGAGGACUCUCAACAGUGAUUGACAGAGGACAGAUAUUCUAAUAUUGUUUUGAUGUGAUGAAUAUGUGUAUACCUGAAUUGAUUGCACGGGUUUCUGUAUACGAUAAUACGUGAAUAGGUGCCCGGAUAUAAAUAAAGAUGAAUACGACUAAUGUAUAUGGUAAAUAUAAACUAUGUACUCUAAUUGAAUUAUUGACUAUAUAUAUUGUUUACACACGAUUUCAUAUUUAUUUCAUUUUUUACAAAAAACUCGAUUGAAACUAUAUAGUGUGUUACUACAGUUGUACAACAUAAUAUGUAUGUAUGUAUGUAUGUAUGUAUGUAUGUAUGUAUGUAUGUAUGCAUGUAUGUAAAAGAUUGCAUAUUUUUAAUCCCCUGCCGUUUGAAAGACGGUGGGACUUUAGAUUUACCCCCGUCCGUCCGUCUUUCUGUCAGUCUGUCCGUCUUUCUGUCUGUCUGUCUGUCACGCAACAGUUGUCCGGACAACUUCUAAAGUACUAUUCCGAUUUUAACUAAACUUGGUAUACAUGAUAGUAUAACAUGUAGUUGUGCAUCCCACAUUUUUUCCCGAAAAACUAUUUUUCAAAAUGGCUGCCGGCAUCUCCUUGGUUGAGGCUUGUCCAGACCACUCCUCCUAAAAUACUAUAACAUUAUGCGGAGUAAAAAUUCCGAAAUGCGAGUAAAAAUGGCUAUAUCUCGUCACCUGGCGAGUAAAAUGUCACUUUCUUUCGAACUUAGAGCUUGUCCGGGGCAUAACUUCCGUGUUAUUUCACCUACGUUUAACCAACUAGGUAUACUUGUGUAUUUUUUUUUUUAUUUUUUUUUUAAUAUUUGUUGUCUGCAACCUGAAAUAUUCGUCCUGUUGUUCUGUUGGGAAAACUAGUUUGAUAUAUCUAUUGAAGUUCUGUCGAAAAUAAAUGGGAAAUAAAUAGGUGCACUCCUAGGUCAGGCAUGGGACUUUGUAUUGCUGUUGCAAUACUAUCCAUCCUUGUUGUUAUAGUGUGAUUUUAGCGAUCACGUGAAAAUAAAUGAUAAAGUAAAAGUUUUCUUAUAGUAAUCUUGAAGAGGUCCCCUUUAUUUGGGUUUAUGGAUAUAUUCAAUGGACCGCAUUAUCUUGUAAAGAAUGAAACGCGUUGAGAAAAUCUUAAAUUUAAAAACCACUAGAGAGUUGCCAUGUUGUGUUGAAAAUCUAGUCAUAUUCUUUAUUUCAUUCAAUCUGAAUUAACAGAUUAAAAAAGACCAAUAAGAUAAACAUGAUUGAUUAUUUUGAAAAUGACCGCCAUUCCAAUUAUGAUUGCCCACAUGACUUCACACACCGGAGUUAUCUUUGAUCCACUGUCGGAAGUGAGUGAUCCGUGUGUACACUGACGGAUAUCCAGCAGGACAUCCUAUUAUACCAAAUGAUGUCACUCCGACUAAGGUGUCCCCACAGGUUAAAGGUCCGCCACUGUCACCCUGAUCGUGGAAAUAAAUCAUAGUUUACGAGUUAUUUGCUUUGUUAACUUACAAUAAACGUACUCCUAACUAUA
Molecule: messenger RNA, 6637 nt
Organism: Pecten maximus
Lineage: Eukaryota; Metazoa; Mollusca; Bivalvia; Pectinida; Pectinidae
Product: fibropellin-1-like
Exons: 12
Coding region: 18-5003 (1661 amino acids)
Biological process (GO): cell communication; establishment or maintenance of epithelial cell apical/basal polarity; heterophilic cell-cell adhesion
Cellular component (GO): protein-containing complex; plasma membrane
Molecular function (GO): calcium ion binding
Source: RefSeq, a predicted model, not a curated record